Messenger RNA from Amoebophrya sp. A25, 643 nucleotides. The record is from the annotation of a GenBank genome assembly. Lineage: Eukaryota; Dinophyceae; Syndiniales; Amoebophryaceae.
GCAUCUUCUUCAGCUACUUUAAGGCUUACCUCCCUAAUUCUUUUUCGUCUUCAGGAACACGCACAAAAAGACGAAGACGAUUUCCAAGAUAGAUGAGUCAUCCUCAUCUCAUCUAUAUCUUCUAAAGUUUCUCUAUGACAGGCUUAAAGCGUUAUUUUAGCAACGCGUUAUAAAUGCAUGCUGGCUGGAUUCUAGUACUGCUCUAUUACAAUUCUGUUCUAUAACGUGUUGCUAAAAUAACGCGUUAAGGCUGCCAUAAUAUUCUCAUCUAACUACUAUCGACAACAGUUCUGAAGGAGGUGCGUCAUCCUUCCUCAUGGGUGGUGUGAUGCAGUCAGUGGCUGACGCGGCAGCCUACACAGGAGAGCAGAUUAUCAAAGCCACAUUCUCACCUUCCAUGCUUAUCAUGUUAAGGCUACUUUUUCACUAUGACUUACUAUUCCGUGUGCUUGUGUAGGAAGCAUGCUGACUGGCGUCCCUCUUAAUUUCCUCAACGAAGACGGAGAUCAAAGGGGAAAUCGAAGAACGGAAGGCGGUGCAUCUCACUUCUCAACCAGGUUGGAGGUGCUAGUGAAAAACUAGGUCUAGGACUAGCGUUAAUCUUGGCAGCAAGCUUCGUUUUGUCAGCACUUGCUCAUAUGGG